Molecule: messenger RNA, 1402 nt
Organism: Chenopodium quinoa (quinoa)
Lineage: Eukaryota; Viridiplantae; Streptophyta; Magnoliopsida; Caryophyllales; Amaranthaceae
Exons: 11
Coding region: 133-1098 (321 amino acids)
Source: RefSeq, a predicted model, not a curated record
AUGUCAUCGAUUCGUCGUAACAACUCGUUUCAAAGCUUGGUCUUUUACUACUUGAAGCUGUGAUCGAAACGCCAUUACAAGUUUUCUCAACCCCAGCAAGAUUAUGCGUGGAAGCUGAGCUCAAUUUCGGCGAUGGCGAUGGCGAUGCAAACUGGGGUUGCCCCUUCCAAAGUUCUUAUUCUUCUGGGAGCAGGUUUGACUGGUUCAGUAAUUCUGAAGAAUGGACAAUUAUCUGAUGUCCUUCUGCAACUUCAGGAAUUCAUAAAAGGCAUCAAUGAUGUUGAUAUCUCUUCAACCACAAUUGAUCCCGCACUUCUUGCAGCACAGGUUCGGCAAUUGGCUCAGGAGAUCAGGGAGUUAUCCCUAUCAAAUCCCAUUACUAUUAUGAAUGGGAGCUCUGGUUCUAGUGGGGGCUAUGGUUCCUAUUUGGUGCCAGCUGCUGCUGUUGGAGCAGUGGGAUACUGUUACAUGUGGUGGAAGGGAUUGUCAUUUUCAGAUGUCAUGUUUGUUACAAAGAAAAAUAUGGCAAAUGCUGUUGCUAAUGUUUCGAAACAGCUGGACAACUUGACUGAUGCAUUGGCAACGACAAAAAAGCAUUUAUCAAAAAGGCUGGAGACCUUGGAUUGGAAGCUGGAAGAGCAGAAAGAGAUCUCUGGUCAAAUACAUAAUGAUGUAAUUGGUGUCAGGUCAAACAUUUCCCAAAUUGGUUUAGACAUUGACUCAAUCCGGGAGAUGGUAAAUGGACUGGAAGGAAAGCUUGAACUUCUUGAAAGUAAGCAGGACUUGACUAAUUCAGGUGUAUACUAUUUAUGCCAAGUAGCUGGAGGAAUCACAGGAGGACUGAAUGCUAAACUUGUUCAGGAUGUCGGAUCAAAGCUUGACCCACCAAAAGUUACAUGCGAAGACAAUUCUCGGAAGGGCUUGCAAUUCUUAACGGACUCAACUAUGUUUGAAAGUGUUGUGAAGAAACCAAUUACAAGCUCCAAGGUAGAUGAUCUUGAUUCAGUUGGUGUGAAAGCUGUUUCUUCUGCGAAAGUGAAAACAAGAAUACACAGGUCCUAUCCAGUUGGAAUUUCUUUGGCUCAAGACAUUCUUUAAGUAAAAGUGAAUAUUCAUCUCCGUUUUACAAAUAGUUGUGUAUACAGAAACAUACUAUUCUUAUCGAUGCUUAUUAGGCUAGUUCCCUGCCUGAGUGUAUCUUAUUUCUCUAUUUAUUGGUAAUGUUAUCUUGAAUUUGUUAAAAGCUGUAUAUGUGAAUAAAAAGAAUUUGGCAAUUGCCACAUUCGAGUCCAGACUUUAUAUGUAGAAACUGCUUGAGCCUGCCAUUGUAAUACACUGAUAAUCAAUUUUGUGAUGAUGCAGUUGUGCACAAUAAUAAGCGGGUAAAGAGUUACUGCCGACA